Molecule: messenger RNA, 4625 nt
Organism: Betta splendens (Siamese fighting fish)
Lineage: Eukaryota; Metazoa; Chordata; Actinopteri; Anabantiformes; Osphronemidae
Product: C2 domain-containing protein 2
Exons: 13
Coding region: 567-2576 (669 amino acids)
Source: RefSeq, a predicted model, not a curated record
CAGUCAGGCUGAGACUGAGCCGGAGCCGAAGCCGAAGCCGAGUCCCAGUCCCACGGCAGAGACUCAACUCUUCGCUCCCAGGAUGUUUCCGAGGCGUUUAGGCUCCAUGUCUGGUUAUCUUCUGACGGAACACAACGAUGGACUUCACCAAUAAGUCGUCUUUAGGAAACUUUGGCGGUUCCAUAUCAAAUGACGAAUAGCUAGUUAGACAAGCGAACCGUGGGGAAGAUUGGCUAACUAAGCUAGCAGAGGGAAGAGGGUGCUACUCAGCAGGUAUAGGUGAACACGCAGACCAACAUUAGCUCGGCAAUAAUGGUCGUUGUCUCUACAGCCAGUUUGCGUAGUUCAGGGCGUCUGUAUUGCGCUCAAAAGCUGUAUGCGGUGCUGCAAUAUGGAGAACCGUGAGCACGGUUUGCUUUGGAGGUUGAUAUCUGUGCUGGUAUCUACUGUUUGAAAUUGCUUCCAUUGAUCUCGCUGCUACCCGACUAACUAAAUACUAUGAGUUUAUCAGAAAUUUUCCUAGAGGUGGUGUGUUAAGCUGUGAUCAUCGCGUUUAUUUGCAAAGAAUGUCCGAAGUGGGAAGUUCUAGUUCAUCCUUUGGCUUGGAAGAUCCGCAGUGGCUAUGCAUGGUCACACUGUUCAUCGCAUCCGUGAUCACUCUAGUACUGUAUCUGAUACAGUAUUUCCAACAAAGGAGAGUAGGAAAUAAGCAAAGAGCAGGAGAUGACAAUGCAGCGCAGGAGGAAGCCGCCGCUUUGCUGGGAUGGGCGCUGUCACUGAAAAGCUGGAAAAGUCAAUGGACAGAAGCUUGGUGCCGGACUCUGAAUGACGAAUCAAGAAAGUGUGGGCAGGGUUCUGUUCUCUUGACGUUUGAAGAUGACGAGUUUAAAGCGUCGGAGCUCAUGGUCAGCCAAGUAUCUAGCUUCAAAAAGUCUAACAGGAACAAGGUUGCCUGCUGCACUGUGAUUGGGGAAAAGCUUCAGUUCUCGCUCAGUGCUGCGUCGACAACCAUGGCUACAGCAGGUUGUUGUAAAUAUACAGUCUGCAUAGCUCCACUGGAGCUACAGCUCAAUCUACAACAGAAAGAAUUAGAGGAUGAGGUCAAGGUGAUAUGGGGAGUGCCUACCAUCAAGACAGAGGAGCUGCAGGUCAUACCAACCUCCACCCAGAAAAUUGCCAGUUCUUCCAGUGUAGCAGCCAUAAAGGACCAGUUGAGGCAGCUGUUAUGUGCGACGCAUCCCACUGUGCUGCUGAGCUGCAGGCCUGCUCAGGCCUCCGAGGUCAAGGAAACCCAAAACAAAGGAGUUUCACCUCCUAAACCCCCUCGUGCCCAUGACUGGAAGUUGCUGGUGAAAAACAUCCGGGUGACACUUAAUCACGAGGAAGAUGCUGCAGGCAGCAUAAAUCCUCUGUGUAUGAUGCAGUUAGAUGAUCCUCCACAGAGGUUUAACACUUCUAUCUUGAAGAACACAACCAGUCCAUCCUGGGAUCAGCCAUUUAUUUUUGAAUUGAAUGGACGAUCAAAGGAGCUUAAAAUUCAGUUGAUGAAUGAUGGACAACAAGAAAAUUCUUUACUCGGUGAAAUGUCAGUGCCUUUUGAUCUUGUGAAGAAGCAGCCCAAAGGACAGCAAACCUUUGCACUCAUAACCAAAGACACAGUGACUGGAUCACUUACUACUGACUUUACCUACCUGGAGCCCAGUGAGGUAAGGUCCUGGCAAGCUCCCACCCCAGCCACCAACAAGAGGGUGGAGAUGGACCGUACAGUCAUGCCCUGUGGCACGGUGGUCACCACCAUCACAGCAGUAAAGAGCAAGCCAGGCCGACCUCUCCCGCUUGGACUUAACAUAGACCCUGUUCAGAAAGCCAACAAGUCCAAGCUGUCGGAACGUCGUGUUUCAGAACAGGCAUCAAUGCUUGGGGCUACUGUCAGCAAGGCCCUCUCAUCCUCUGACACUGAGCUGCUGAUGCUCAAUGGCACAGAUCCAGUGGCCGAGGCCGCCAUCAGACAACUCCAUGAGUCUGCCAAGCAGAAACUCAAGUCCCCAGUGAAGAAGAGUACCAUCAUUAUUUCUGGCAUCGCCAAAACCCCCUUGUCUCAGGAUGAUGAGCUAGCUUUGAUGGCGGGCUACGCUGCAGCGAUGGAUGCCUCGAUGUCUGAGGGCAGCUCCACUCAGGAUGUGACCACAGCAAUUGUGUCAGGAACAAGCAGCCCUCCAGAAAUGUCAGAGCCCCAAGUAGAGCCCAGUGGAGUUGGUCGGCCUCCAGAAGAUUGGGAGAGCCAGACUGGAGAAGAACUAGACCAUACCUCACUCUCCAUGUGUGUGUCUGAAGCAAGCUGUAAGAAGAGCAGAGGCAGCUUUUUACAGAAAAGUGCUAAGCUAUUCUUCCGGCGGCGACACCAGCGCAAGGAACCGGGAAUGAGCCAGUCACACAAUGACCUGGUUUACCUGGAGUCUCCAGCUGCAGUGGAGCGGGCCAGCCGAACCGCCACACUUAGCCGCAUGCUCCACCGCAAGAUCAAGAAUAAGAGCAAACCCAACGGCUCUACCUCCAUAGGGGAGCCUCAUGCGUGAUCCCCUUUUCACCUCAGUCCCUUUCACAUCUACCAUCACCAACUCCAUGUCAGACUUCCUGGUUAACCCACUCCCUGUGUCACCUAAGCUGCAUUCUGCAUGCGGUAAACUAGGUCUCCUGCAUUUUGAUUCACAGAGCAAUGCGGAUGGAAAAUAUCCUCUUGUUUUGUCCUGCUUUUGUGCUUCCUAAGAAGCGGAUAUUGCAACAAAAGGAAUUAAACUACCCUGGAUUUAUGGCAUUUUAGAAGAUAUUAUUCCACUUUUGUUUUUUUUUUUGAUUUUAUGCAACAUUUUGAAAUCUUGAAGUGCUUUUACAGCCUUGUUAUGGAUAGAAGAGUCUGGUGUGGGCUAUCAUUCUUUACAACACAUUAAAUGUAGAGAACAAACUCUUCCUGUUGUGAAACCAGAAAGUUUCAUUUAGUGGGCCAACAGGACCAAAGAUAAAAAGCAGAGUGGUAUUUGUAUGAUUUGCACACUUUAUCAAUACCAUUAUUUGAAGUGCAAUGACAGGAGCUACUCUUGUUAUGAGACUGUUCUGUAGUUCUGAUUUGUGUUAAAAAAGGGGAGACGAUUAUUAUACUAUAUAACCUAUGUAGUUGGGGGAUACAAUACAGACUUUUUACACUAAAAUGAAAUGAAGUAUUGAAGUCCAGCAUUGAACAUUUUGUUUCUCAAUUAGCUUACAAAACUUUAAUUUGAAUUCCAAUUAGGUAGGACCAGUACAUAAACUGUAACAUAUGCAUAUAAGCUACAUAUAAAGGUAUCCAGAACAAUGCCAGCCUUACAUCUAACACAUAUAUCAAAACCAUUCCAAUCAUUUCAAGUUCCACCUAGGCAGAAGUCACAUCAUGCAAAUUAAAACAACAUCUUCCCAAAAGGAAACGGAGAACACUGUGGCUAACAUAAUCCUUCAUCUAUAUGUGAAUUGUUAAUGUUUACUCCUGUUUUUAAGAUAUGCAACUUUCUUCUUUGUCUUCCCAAAAGAUUUCCUCUGCACUACCGUUACCUGCAGGAUGUGUCAAAAGGGAACUGAGUGAAAUUCUAUCCAGGGAUUGUGAAGUUACACUCGGCCAAACAUGUCGCAUUACACACUAAUGAACCUUGGACUGUGUUCAUUCAAGUCCUGCAUUUCAUCUGUAUGAAAACCUCAUUCUUCACUUAAUGACUUGCUGUUUUAAAAGACGUACCUUUUGAAGACAUGAACACAACAAACCAGUGAGAAUAUUUUGCAGCAACUGAAUUGUUUGGCUGCUUUUUUUAAUAUUCAGCUAAUGAUUGUAUCGUUUCUUGACAUCAUCUUAACUGCUGUUUCAUCAAAACAUGAAUCUGCUUAGAAGACUAAGCGUGGUGAUAAACACAAGUAACAGAUUGCCUUACAGUUAUUCUGAGGGUGCUGUCAAAGGUGGAUGAUCCAGACUUGCCCUUGAUUUGAUGUGACUUUUUGGUGCUGUGGCUGCAUCAUCUGCCAUCAAACCAGAGAACUGGGAGAAUCUGAGAGACAGGCACGUCAGCACAGUCCUGCACCUUCAGCAGAGUUUGUAAUCAAGAAGCCUAUGCACAUAACAUAUUUGUUACCUGGGUGUUUUCGUUAUUUUACUACCUGAGAAACACACUUGAUUGUGUUUGUGACAACAGUCUUCUACAGAGAAAAUGUGGCUUAAUUAUCAUGUAGCAUUUACACCAUAGAGCUUCUCUUGUUCACCACCAUCGCCCAGUCUGUUUAAAAAUAUUCAAAGUGGAGUUUCAGGUUGAAUAAAGUUCAGUAACCAUUCAGUCAGAAACCUCUUUAAACUAGAAGUAAGGGAAAUGUGUCAUUUGUUCGUGCUCAGCUAGCACUGGCUAUGUUAAUGCAAAGUAAGUAGCAGUAGGGCUGUAUGUUCUUAAUAAACUACUUCCUGGUGUUUUUUUUAUUGCCAUCUGCUCUGUGCACAGACACUGACUGAUGUAACUGUUGUAACAGAAUGUCAAGUCAUUUCCCUGCAGGGAUUGUAACUAUUUACAUAUUGAGUUGUUCGUUUUCAGCAAUAAAUACUGAUUGAAUAACUGAGA